Molecule: messenger RNA, 1055 nt
Organism: Rattus norvegicus (Norway rat)
Lineage: Eukaryota; Metazoa; Chordata; Mammalia; Rodentia; Muridae
Gene: Eef1akmt2
Product: EEF1A lysine methyltransferase 2
Exons: 6
Coding region: 54-788 (244 amino acids)
Cellular component (GO): cytosol; nucleus; cytoplasm
Molecular function (GO): methyltransferase activity; protein-lysine N-methyltransferase activity
Source: RefSeq, marked validated
GCUCGAGUUGCGUCUCUAUGGCGGCUUCGACUGCCCGUUAGUUGCCGAGCGACAUGAACGCGGAUGCUGAGGGCAACAGCGGUGCUGUGGUCUCCGCGCAGUCUCGAGAGGGCAGUCCCGUGGCGGAUGACUUCGUCCCGUCCGCGCUGGGGACACGAGAACAUUGGGAUGCUGUUUAUGAGAGAGAACUGAAAACAUUCCAAGACUAUGGAGCUACAGGAGAAAUCUGGUUUGGGGAAGAGAGUAUGUACCGAGUAAUACGGUGGAUGCAGAAACACAAGAUCCCGUUGGAUGCCUCAGUGCUUGAUAUUGGAACUGGAAAUGGUGUUUUCCUGGUUGAACUUGUGAAACAUGGUUUCUCUAAUAUAACUGGGAUUGAUUAUUCUCCUUCUGCAAUUAAGCUUUCUGCAAGUAUUUUAGAGAAAGAAGGGCUAUCUGACGUUAACUUGAAGGUAGAAGACUUUUUGAAUCUUUCCACAAAGCUGUCUGGAUUUCAUGUCUGUGUUGACAAAGGGACUUAUGAUGCCAUAAGUCUUAAUCCUGACAAUGCAGUUGAGAAGAGGAAGCAAUAUGUGAUGUCUCUCUCCAGGGUGUUGGAAGUAAAAGGCUUUUUUCUAAUAACCUCCUGUAAUUGGACCAAGGCAGAGUUACUAGAUGCAUUCAGUGAAGGAUUUGAACUUUUCGAAGAGCUUCCAACACCCAAGUUCAGCUUUGGAGGUAGAUGUGGAAACACUGUAGCAGCUUUGGUUUUUCAAAAAAGGGAGACUUCCUUGGACAAAGUCAGUUAGCUUUCUAGAAGAAACUGCAAAGUAAACCUGAUACAGAAGAAGCAAGUGCAAAUAGUGCUUAGUAAGUACCCAGGCUUAGUAAGUACCCAGGCUGCACAGAUUGAAUACCGAUAAUGGGUUGGUGGGAAGCCACAAGCAGUAUCUAGAUAUAAACUAAGAAUAAUUUAAGGUUUUCUUUUGUAUUAUUUUUACUGUGAUUUAUGACAGUUUUCUGUAGCUGUUAAUCAGUUGAAAACUUCAAAGCAGUAAAUGGAUUUAUAGAAAGCA